Molecule: messenger RNA, 3504 nt
Organism: Ciona intestinalis (vase tunicate)
Lineage: Eukaryota; Metazoa; Chordata; Ascidiacea; Phlebobranchia; Cionidae
Source: RefSeq, a predicted model, not a curated record
UUCUUGUUAAAGAUUCAGCUUAAGUUUAGUUGAGGUUGUUAUAGAAUGUAAUAGACUACUUGUUAUCUUGUUAGCGAUAAACAUAUCUGCUAUUUAGACACGGUUAUUUGUAAUAUUCCAUUUUCUGUUUUUGCAGCAAUCAGUUGCGUAAUUUAAAUGCUGUUUAGGACAUAAUGAACAUCACUUUAAUUUACAUUUUUCUUGUUGGCGGUCUUGUUAGUGUUGGCGGUUGGCAUCUUGUAUGCGAUUGCCACCGGAAUCCGGGAGGUUGUAUGAAGAAUGGAGUCCGUUUAACAGGGCGAUAUACCUCGACUAUGAAAUGUAACGGUUAUAAUGAUUGUGGGGAUUGGAGUGAUGAAAAAGACUGCUUCAGGAAUUGUGGGAAAAAGAACCAAUCUGAUGCAUGUUUUCAACGUGUAUGCGAUUGCCAAAGAGACCAAGGAGUUUGCAUGAAAAACGGGAUUCGUUUAAGGGGGCGUUACAGCGAUUGGAUGAAGUGUGACGGAUUUAACGAUUGUGGGGACUGGAGCGACGAAAAUGACUGUAUUAGUGAAUGUGGCAGAGUAAAUCAUACGCCGUGUGAUUGCCUUAUUAAUGGGACUUGCAAUCGUAAAAACAGAGUCUAUUACUGGGCGUGUUACCGGAGUUCUCGUGCCUGUGAUGGAUGGAACUAUUGCGGGGAUUGGAGCGAUGAAAGAGGGUGUAAUUUCACGUGCGGCAGGGAUGAAUUUCAAUGCGACUGCGACAAAAAUGGACAGCAGUGUCCUACUGACUCAAACUAUAUCUCGCACUGUUAUAAACAAAGCGAUAUAUGCGAUGGUUAUCCUCUUUGUAAUGACUGGUCGGACGAGAAGAAUUGUACAUGCAUGUCUGGGCAGUUAAAAUGCGGAUGCAUACUAAACUCAACGAAUUGUACUUCUAACUUGGGAUGUGUAGAUGUGAAAUAUCUUCUAGAUGGAUACGGUAGAUGCGAAGAUAAAUCCGACGAAGCUUGUAAAAGAAAGUGCGUGAAAUAUGCCAAAACUUUGUCUCAAGGGUAUGAUAAAUACGACACGAAAUGUGGAGAUGUUUUUCAUUGUAGAAAUGAGACAGAACUUCAAUACCUUAAAGCACUUAACCGAUUUGUUAAGCGAGAUCUGAAUUGUAUUCCUGUACAGUCUUACUCUAGUGUGAACCAGACAUAUCUUGACCCAGAGUGGUGGUGUAUAAAAGAUUAUUACGCCAAAGUCGGCUUGCAACAGUGUGAAGAUAAGGGUUUCGUCAUCGCCCCGAAUUUCUGUAACGGGAAAGCAGAUUGCGGCGACGGAAGUGACGAAAUGUAUGGCGUACCAGGGUUUAAAUGCAGAGCAAAGAGCGAAUAUUUCCAGCUGAAGCAAUCGUGUGUUCUUCCGCAAGUUAAUCUCUACAACAACAACUCGUACUGUGAAGAUGGCUCAGAUAAUUGCUUUGUUGAUGGAAAGUUGGAAUGUUUUCGUUGUUUGGAUGGUAAGUUGAUGAUUUCAGGAGGGCAAGUUUGCGAUGGAGUGAUAGAUUGCUACGAUUUAUCCGACGAAUGUUUGUGCGAGAACCAAACCGUGUGCAAUGACGUGUUGGGGAAGUCCCGAGACAUCUGUCAAUCAAACGAGAUCAUUUGCAAUGGCGUUUGCAUGAAAACCAGUGAAGUUGUAUGCAACAACUCCAUACAUUGUAAUGACAGUUUGAACAACAAGUUCUGCAUGAAAUCUAAAAGCGAUCACCUAAAAGGGAGCGGGCAUAUAGUUUGUAGUGUGGACAAAAACAAUCGGAUCUAUAAGAACGCAACCAUGUGUGACGGUAUUCCAGAAUGCUACGAUCGGGAAGACGAGUGUGAAGUAGGAUGCCCGAAUCAAACACACUUCUGUGACGUCGAUAUAAAUUGUCAUAAGCUGAAACUUACACCUGUGUGGCAAAAAAGUGGAGCCAUAUCGCUGUCUGCGAGAGAGUAUUGUGACGGUCGGCCUGCGGUUGAUGAACCAGGAGCAGUUCGUGUUUGUGGGUUCGGGUUUGACGAAGUCAACUGCACUGAACGAUUUUACUGCACGAAUUCGACUAAAGAUGCUGUGAGUAUAAAACAAGAUUUGGUUUGCGAUGGUGUGUAUGAUUGUACUGACGGCUCGGAUGAAUUAGAAUCACUGUGUAAGUAUUCCCGCUUCUACUGCCUCAAUAAGCAACCUCUCUCUGUGGAAAGAAGCCGAGUUGAAAAUGGAAUUAAAGACUGUAGUGAUGGUAGCGACGAAUGCCCGGCAAACAGUAAUAAAACCUCCGUGUUCUCAUCCCCGUUUGAAAUGAUUGCUAACCCAGUGUUCAGAGCAUUUUUCUGGGUCAUGGGAAUUGCAUCUUUGGUUGGGAAUGGUGGAGUCUUUCUUCACACGAUGCUUUCACUAUUAAGAUUAAAUCUCACUCCAAUUAAAGCUUCUCUACAUUGGUUUCUACUUAACCUGUCAAUAUCAGAUUGCUUGAUGGGCGUAUACUUGGUUGCAAUAUCAGCUAAAGGAGUCGAGUACUCGGGUAAAUAUUGCUACCAUGAUGCUGAAUGGCGAAGCAGCAAUCUUUGUUCAGGGUUCGGUUCAUUAACGAUCAUUUCAUCUGAAGUUUCAGCUCUUACUAUGUCGGUGAUGGCCACGUUCAGGUUAAUAUCUAUUUAUAAACCAUUCAAAAUGAAACAUGUCAAAUGGAUAGCAUUUGUCAUGCCGACAGUAGCAGUGUGGAUUGUUGGGAUUAUUCUUGGAAUAUUGCCAUUUCUAACUUCCAAUUCUAGUUACUUUGUUGCUAACGUUUGGUUUCCAAAUUAUUUCUAUUCUAAACAAUUAAUGAGCAAGCAGGAAAUGUAUUUACUGUACAAUAACAUAACCCGUCUGACCGGCGAGACCCCUUCUACGCUUAAGAACUGGGCUGAUGUAAAGCGGAAGAUUGCUGAAACAUUUCAGGAACUUCAGAUAAAAGCGGAGUUUGGAUAUUUUGGGGAAACAAGCGUCUGUAUGCCCAAGUUGUUUUCCCAUGCUGGUUCGGGGGCCUGGGAGUAUUCUACAGCAUUAAUCUUCAUUAACUUUUCCUUAUUCAUCUACAUGGUUGCAUGCUACUUGUUCAUGUAUAAACGAAGUACAAAAAUGAAGUUCGACGCUCAAAGGGGCAGCAAGCUACAAAAAACUAUAUCCCUUCUUAUCCUUACCAACUUUUGUUGUUGGAUUCCAAUCUGUAUCAUGGCUUUUGUGAGCUUGUCUGGCGUCCAACUUGACCGAAUCGUGUACGUCAUCAGCGCUGGAGUGUUGCUUCCUAUAAACAGCGUCAUCAAUCCGAUCAUAUAUUCAGACAUAGUGAUGAUUGUGGUUCGCAAAUUAACAACACUCAAGAAACUAAAAUCGAAUGGAAGUACACCACAUUCUAGGACCAAAAUAGCUUUCAUACCUAAUUCGCAAUAAUGAUGUAACAUAUGAUUUCUUGUGAUGUAUAUAAACGUUAUUGUUAUCGUUCCAGAAUACUGUUAAG